AUGCCAUCCAGGACCACGUCCAGUCUACUCGAAUCACGAUGGGCCCCGGGUCCAGAGGAGCUCAAGACGAGACGGUCAUCCUCCACGCCCCGAGGACAGAACCACCCACCCCCCUCGCAGGAGCUGGCCCGGUUCAUGAAAAUCGUCGGGCGAUUAAAGUGGAAAUUACCCUUCCUGGCGGAGGGUUACCGCCUUGCGACGCUCCCCGCGGACCGUGGCGUUGAUGUCGCCCAUGCGGAGAUCAUGUUCAAGAUUGAUUUCUUCGAGUACUAUGCACUUCUGGAGCGCGCGAUCGUGCAUUUACUCGGCGUCUUCGGCGUGACGGUCACUGGUGCUGUUACUAGAUCGCAGUCGACUCCGAGGCUUGGGAGGAAUAGGUCCCGAGUGGCUGCGCAUCGGUAUCAUGCCAAUGUUCUGGACACGCUAGAGGGGGAGACCUGUCCAUUGCAUGCUGUUCUCGGGAGUGGAAAUGUGCGUGAGCAGUUAAGGAAAGCGAAAGAACUUCGUAAUCGCUGGAAGACAGCCGAUAUGUCGAAAGAAGAGGCGGAGACAGAUCCGUUCCGUCGUCCGAAGGAGACGGCGAUGCCACUCGAAAGCUACGACUUCGACCAUAUUUUAUCAGAAAUCUUUAUCGGUUUAGAAGAUGGACUGGCGCUGGCUCGGGACCAUUUGGCCAGGGCCGAGAAUAGCACUGGCAAUGACUUGUCGGGCGAUUCGGAGGCCGAUUGGGAUUUCAUUGUCGAUGCUAUGGAUUGGGAGGCUGUGUGA
Messenger RNA from Aspergillus pseudotamarii, 768 nucleotides. RefSeq lists its product as uncharacterized. The record is from RefSeq and is a predicted model, not a curated record. The transcript has a single exon. Bases 1 to 768 code for a protein of 255 amino acids. NCBI's taxonomy places the organism in Eukaryota, Fungi, Ascomycota, Eurotiomycetes, Eurotiales, Aspergillaceae.